ACAUUUAAACUGCUGCCUGCCUGUGCAGCAGCUGAGGAACCGUGGAUUUCAUAUUAUAUAGACUAAAACCCCAGGAAAACUGCUCAAAAAAUCUUUCUGCAGCUGCCAGGCAACAACGAAAGAAGAGAGGUAAAUUCUUUUCUAUUCCAAUACAACCAAAGCCCUAGACUGUGGCUCUGCCGCUUUACAUUGCAGCUCAGUGUUAUUACUAGAAAUAUGGAUACUGGGAAAAGAACACAGCACUGCAUUGUCCAGCCAGGAAAACAGCAGAUGUAAAAAGCUUCAAUGCAUCAACUGUCGGGAAGAGUCAACAGUGCUCCAAAUACAACGGACAACUACCACUCUUUUGUUUAAAGGAAGAAAGAGAAAAUGAAAGAAAAGGAAAAUCUCAGAAGACUAGGACCCAUAUGAACAAGGAGGGUAACUCAAAGAAAGGCAGACAGAUGGACACUUUGGAUACUGUGAAAAGCAAUCGCAGGAGGCAGACUGUUGGGGGAUGUGCGCAUGUUCGAUAGCAUCUUUUUUGCUGAAGUGAUGGCGUGCCAAAAGUAUUUUCAGUGGGCAUAAUCCUCUCCACAUAAAUGGCCUGACCAAGGAAGAAUGACUGCGAGGGACACAACGUGACUGAAUUAGAAAAAGAUGAUCAAAGAAUAGUAUUGAAUCAGGAGAAGAAAACAGUAUUUUGGACCACCAAUCUCAUAUAGCAUUACCGGAUAUUUACAACAUGCUUCAGUGGAGGAGAAGACACUGCUGCUUUGCAAAGAUGACCUGGAAUGCUAAGAGGUCCCUGUUCCGUACCCAUCUUAUUGGGGUACUGUCUCUAGUGUUUCUUUUUGCUAUGUUUUUGUUUUUCAAUCAUCAUGACUGGCUGCCAGGUAGAGCUGGAUUCAAAGAAAACCCUGUGACAUAUACUUUCCGAGGAUUUCGUUCUACAAAAAGUGAGACAAACCACAGCUCCUUUCGGAACAUUUGGAAAGAAACAGUUCCUCAGACUCUGAGGCCUCAAACAGCAACUAACUCCAACAACACAGACCUAUCACCACAAGGCGUUACAGGGCUGGAGAAUACACUUGGUGCCAAUGGAAGUAUUUACAGUGAAAAGGGGACUAGACAUCCAAAUUCUUACCACUUCAAAUAUAUUAUCAAUGAACCUGAAAAAUGCCAGGAGAAAAGUCCUUUUUUAAUACUACUAAUUGCUGCAGAACCUGGACAAAUAGAAGCUAGAAGGGCGAUUCGACAAACUUGGGGCAACGAAAGCUUAGCACCUGGUAUCCAAAUCACACGGAUCUUUUUGCUGGGCCUAAGUAUUAAGAUAAAUGGCUACCUUCAACACGCAAUCCUGGAAGAGAGCAAACAGUACCAUGAUAUCAUUCAACAGGAAUACCUAGAUACAUACUAUAAUUUGACUAUUAAAACACUAAUGGGCAUGAACUGGGUGGCAACAUACUGCCCACACAUUCCAUAUGUUAUGAAAACUGACAGUGACAUGUUUGUCAACACUGAAUAUUUAAUACAUAAGUUACUGAAGCCAGACCUGCCUCCUAGACAUAACUAUUUUACUGGGUACCUAAUGAGAGGAUAUGCACCCAAUCGAAACAAAGACAGCAAGUGGUACAUGCCACCAGACCUCUACCCAAGUGAGCGUUACCCUGUCUUCUGUUCUGGAACUGGUUAUGUUUUCUCUGGAGAUCUGGCAGAAAAGAUAUUCAAAGUUUCCUUAGGUAUCCGUCGUUUGCACUUGGAGGAUGUGUAUGUAGGAAUCUGUCUUGCCAAGUUGAGAAUUGAUCCUGUGCCCCCUCCCAAUGAGUUUGUGUUCAAUCACUGGCGAGUUUCUUAUUCAAGCUGUAAAUACAGCCACCUAAUUACCUCUCAUCAGUUCCAGCCUAGUGAGCUGAUAAAAUACUGGAACCAUUUACAACAAAAUAAGCACAAUGCCUGUGCCAACGCAGCAAAGGAAAAGGCAGGCAGGUAUCGUCACCGUAAACUACACUAGGAAAGACUAUUUUUGUUUAAGUGUGCAAUCUGUAAAUUGCUCAAAGCAUGUAUAGUUAAAACCAAUUACAUCCAUAGGACAAGUUUUAGUUAAAACUCUUCACAUAAAGGAAUUCGAAAAAUAUUUUUUUAAUUUCUGAAGAAAGUAAUUCUUAAAACUGCAUUACAUGACAAAAAGGUAUCCAAACUGUAUUAAAAGCUGUGUAAGGGACUGUGUGUACUAACAUGCAAUAACAAGCAUGCAUACAUCAAUGGUUCAAGUCUUAUGUUCAGGGCCAAUGAACUGUCUGUACACAUUUACCACAUAAAUUUUAAUUUAAGAAAUGAAGACGGGCAAAAGACUUCAGUUUAGAUUUAUUUUUCAUUUCAACACAUAAUUCAAUGUAAAUAAAGUAUUAUUAUCAACUUUAAGGAAACUUUGUAACUGUGCAAAGGACAAAUUUUAUGACCUGACUAUUAUAGGGUUCUAAAAACUUACUCUCCACGCAUUAAGAUUUUGGUUGCGUUACUCCAUAAACUCAUUCAUGACACUCAGAUGCUUCAUCUCAUCUAAGUAUUUACUUUUUAAAAGUAAUUGAUACUUGAUUUUAAUUUUUUAUUAAUACAUAUUGGGGAAAAUUAUUUUGACAUGUGGUAAAAUAUGAGAAAAAUUAUUGUGUCUCAGGCUCAAGUUUUUAUUUUAAAAGUUAUUAAAUGUUUCAAAAUAAUAAUAUAUUUUGCUUCCUCAUUGGUGUUAAGGACCAAAUUAGUAUUUCAAUGAGUUUUAGAUCAAAUACUGCACUCUUCAAGGGUGUUACCAUUUAACGUCAACCCCAUAUGACUUCGAGUAUACCUGUGAAAAUAGGUCAGGCUCCUCUCACAAGCAAAAGAAAUCACUUAAAGGCACAAAGAUGUACUGUUGAAAAGAGAUGCACAAUACCAUAGCAGUUUCAUUCAAUACAUUUUUAAAGAUGCAUGGCUGCCAAACUGCAACACACAGGAAGUUUAUUUCCUGGUAGUAGGUGCACACAUGCCAUACUUAAAUCAUUUCAUAGCACCUAUUUCUCUGAGUGCCACAUUUACAAAUCUACAGUUUUUAAUUUGGUAGAUGACAAAUAUUCUAUAUCACCAACUAAAUUCCUUUUUGGGAAGGACUGAGGAAAAAGCUACAAAUAUUUGAUGAACACUCCAUUCUAGAAUGAACAAUGUAUACAAUGCACUUUUAUCAAGUUUUUAAUAAAAAAUGUAAACAAACAA
Castor canadensis (American beaver) is the source of this 3228-nucleotide messenger RNA. It is a transcript of the gene B3galt2, whose product is annotated as beta-1,3-galactosyltransferase 2. The record is from RefSeq and is a predicted model, not a curated record. Gene Ontology annotation, cellular component: Golgi membrane. Lineage: Eukaryota; Metazoa; Chordata; Mammalia; Rodentia; Castoridae. Gene Ontology annotation, molecular function: N-acetyl-beta-D-glucosaminide beta-(1,3)-galactosyltransferase activity. Gene Ontology annotation, biological process: protein O-linked glycosylation.